CAUAAUUAUUUUUAAAAGCUUGAAAUUAAAACAAAGUUAUCUUAAAGAAACAAAGACGGGUCAAUUAAGAAGCCACGUCAUAUUUAUUUUCGUCAUACAUUUUCCGUAAACAACGCAAUUCUUUUUAAACGUACAAUCAUCGAGACGUCAUUAUUUAAUAUAACCGGCGCGCAGAUUAGAACUGAAAAACCCACAUAUGCGCAAAAACGUCACGUUACAAAUCCGCAGUACGCCUCUGUUUGUGCUCAUCCGGCUUUAGGUCCCUAAAAAGCGCUCAUGGUGACACCUCCCCGUCUUCCUCCCACCCCACGGCCAACAUGCUCCCGUCCUGCUCGCACGCCCGCGACUCCGCUCCUAAAGCGACAAAACGCGACACACACUUCGCCCGCUAGACGACCGAAGCGACAGAGCACGCGCGCGCAAUACUCGUCUCUACACAACUUAGUUUUAAAGCUAGCGCUCCGGAUUGCGCGACACAUUAGAGGACAUUUACUCACCAUCAUUGAAAGAUCCUAUACGCCAGCAUAUCGUAUUGAUUUUCAACUUUAUCCUUAGCGCGUUAGACACCAUUUUCCCUUGUCAUAGCUAAAGGUGGUGUAAAGACACAGUUUUCAAAUGUCACGCAGUGUAGUCGUCUCUUUUCUCCGGAGUCCUGUCGCAUCUGCCCGGCUCCUUUGGCAUCCUUCAGCAUGCAUGUGUCCCCCCGCAUAUCUUUCAUCCCGCUCUACGGCGCCUGAAGCCCAGUGUCCGGUCUCACAGACUGUUAGGCGGUCGUGUCAGCGUCGCUCUUUGUAUAUGUUCCACACGAUAUAAUCACGAAUAUAUUUGUGUCUUGUACGUACGUACUACGUGUAUAGCGUGAAGGAUUAGAUGUGAAAUGUACUGUGAAGUGACGCUCAGUGCCGUUUGAUGUUUGUUUGUGUGGAAGACAGUCACCAGAAGCAUUCAUGAUUCAGGAAUCACAGUCAAGUAGCGCUGAAAGAUGGAGUGGUCGGGGACCGGAGCACAACAUGGCCCUGCAACAGAUUCUCAAGCUGCAGGAAGCGAGAGCACUGCACAAGACUUCUCUCCUUCCCAUCUACAAGAAGAAUGGCCUUCCAUCACCACCGGCCAGCUACGAGAAACUCGACAAGCGCCCGGAGUACCCAGACAGCCGAGCCUUCGAACAAUCCAAGCUAGAAGCAGAAUUUAGAAGACUCAUGGAACAGUCAGGGAAAGACAUCCGCAACGAUGAAUCUCUAAAACACUUCCAACAUAUGAUGGAAGCUAAACAACACUAUGAUUAUUUGAAAAGUAUCCAAGACAGAUAUGCGAGAAAUAAGUUACAAGAAGAAAGGCCAGAAGUUAAGAAAGAAGCAAUGUCACCCAGUCAUAACAGGUCGUCGCCUGAUCACCAGUCACCUUCUCAUAGAGUAUCAUCAGCCGAAGUAUCACCUAAUCAUAGCAUUCGCUUAUCUACCUCAUCCAGUCCUCUAUCAACCACUAGUCCAAUUAACUCAUCGCCCUUAAGUCACCUGCAAAACAUGCAACCCUUUGACUUCCGUAAACAUAAAACGAUUGAAAGUAAUGAUAAAGAAGAGAACAGAAAGCCAUACGAUUUAGGCUCUGCCGAAAAAGCAACCAUGGACCUCAUGAGAAGUCAAUUUUUCAACUUUCCAUUACCAACAAAUUUACCAAUUCCGCCUAUGUCAAUGCCUUCUUCGUUCAACCACCAAGCAGCGAUGGUAGCUGCUCUUAGCCAGAAUCCUAUGGGCUUAGCUUCUCUUCAAGCUUUAUUACCUCAGAUGUCUGCAAAACCAUCAGAUUUUCAAGAAAAUAAAUCGAUUAGCAACGACAAGGGCAGAACAGAUGACUCGAAACCUGACGAUGACAAUGUUCUCAAUUUAAGCAAAGACGCUUACUCGGAAGUUGCUCAGAACUCAAGAAACAUGAUGUUGGGAAAAUGCAUUAGUCCACCAAAAAGACAGUGGGGCGCGUCUCAGAUGCCAUUAAACUUAGGUACGCAUUUUAUUAACCCCGCGACUGGUAAGAAACGUGUUCAGUGCAAUGUGUGCUUAAAAACAUUUUGUGAUAAAGGAGCUUUGAAGAUUCAUUUCUCUGCAGUACAUUUACGAGAAAUGCACAAAUGCACUGUUGAAGGCUGCAGUAUGAUGUUUAGCUCAAGAAGAUCAAGAAACCGCCACAGUGCGAAUCCUAACCCUAAAUUACAUUCACCGCACCUAAGAAGAAAAAUUUCACCUCAUGACGGUAGAACCGCACAAGUUCAUCCAGUACUUAUCUCACCACAUAGAUCCGGACUUAAUAUUCCACCUGUAAUUAACCCCAUGCAUCCAUUUGGUUCUUAUCCUCUUUUAAAUCCACCUCACAAUAUGAAUCAGUUCCCGUCUAACUUGCCUUUGGAUUAUAAGAAUAAUAUGAAUAUGAGUUUUUCUUCGAACUUUGAUCAAACUCAGCCAAUGCGACGGGAAUCUGAUUCAGUGGAAAAUAAAGAUCAGGAUGGCCAGGGUGAAUCUGACGAAGAUGAUGGAAUAGUUGUCGUAGCGGGAGAUGACGAUGAUGAUGACAAUGAGCAUAUCGAUACUAGUGAUUAUUAUUCCACUCUUAACAAGUCCAUCGGAUCUAUAGACGAUUCAGAAACUGAUUUUGAUCAGAGAAGUAUCAGUGACAACAAUGAAAUAACAGAUAAUAAGAAAGAAAGAAACGAAACUGCUAGUCCUGAAGUAAUGAAACGUAAGCGUAAAAACUUAAAUCCAACUCGUUUACAAAACAACUUUGUAUCUGAAAAUGGAUCAUCUAACCAAAAACGCGACCAUCCGGAAGAAGACGAAAAUGAAUGUGCAAUGGACUUAAAAAGGGUUAAAACUGAAGAAAGUACGCCUUCUGAAAACAAUUACACGACAAAACAUGAACAACCUGAAAUAUCAGAAGUAAAACAAGAAAAAUCCCCUGUGAAGGAAGAACCAACUGACAUGAGCUACAAUAUUCAAGAUUUGAGAGUUAAGGAUGAACCAGUUGAGAAGCAAAACAUUUAUAAACAGGCGGAAAAUCAACCUAGUGAAGAUAAGUUUUCUUCAGAAAACGCAUUGAAAAGACUAGAAAGUUUAUCAAAAGGCGACUUUCCAAGCAUUCCUAAGAAAAAUGACUCUCACUCACUAGGACCAUAUAACUUAUCAAUGAACGAUUCAAUUGAUUAUUCUGAUAGAUCUCCAUCUUCAUCAGUGUCUAGUUAUGAUUAUAAUGCCGAAGACACACAUGGGCAAAUCUUUGGACAUUUCGACAACGGCUUCUUUGUCAGCUCAUCAGAUGUUCCUAUGGACCAUGAAAACCCCCGAAAAUGUACUGUGUGCGGAAAGAUAUUCCAAAACAUUUACGUACUAAAAACUCACUACCAAAAUGCUCAUUUGAAACUUAUGUACAAAUGUAACGUUGAAGGUUGCCGAGCUGCAUUUUCAACUAAGCGAAGCAAAGACCGCCAUAGUGCGAAUAUGAGUCUACAUAGAAAAAUAGAAGAGUACAGAAUAUCAGAAGAAUCUUCACGGAUUUUAGAUAAAAUUCGAGAGCAAAUGGAGUUCAUUUCACGGUACAACGAGGAUGAACGUGCUGUCCCCUACGUAGAGUCACAUAUCUACUACAGGGCAAAAGAGUCCGAUAAAUUGAAGAACCAUUUAAGUCAACAUUUGCCCUUCACAACACCCUACCCACCUCUACAGUUACCAGAAUCCUACCUAAACAAUAGGGAUAUGUUUGCACAGCACUCGUUCCUGUUCACUCCAUUUGGCAUGCUCCCGAACUUUCCUCCGAUUCCAUUGGGAUUCCUGCCACCUAGUCUGAAUGCCUUUGGCUGUCAACCGAACUUUUCCCCACCGCUUUCGAGAAAACUGAACUAUUAUGUCGAAGAUGAAGCGCCAAGACCAAACAAAGAUGGUAGUUAUCCAUGUCGGGGUUGUAAAGACAGCUUUAAAGACUUGACUAGUUUGAAGCAUCACUGUGAAAGCGUACAUGUGCAAUCAUUACACCGGUGUACCGUCAGUGGUUGUAACGCCGCGUUUUUCUCGAGGACUAAGAGGAAUAUGCAUUACGAAUCUCAUGUAGCGCGCAGACAGAACGGUAGGAUCCACGUGAACCCCUCGUGACCUGAAUAGUCCUAUUGACUGAACAGUCGAAUCUCCAGUGCAUUUGUGAUUUAAUUUAGUAUUACCAAAUAGCGUGUUUAGGUUAAAAUGCAGUACCAAUACGUUGUUCUCAUUAGGAUGAGGUGUGGUAUCCCUGUAAAUAUGGCGUCCGCCAAUUCUGAAUCUUUGCAAUGUAAAUAUUAGAGUAGAUAUCGCUUAGAUUUUUCCAUUUGUUAUACAGUAGAUAGAUUUAAUUGUAAUUCAACAUUCCAUAGUAAUAACUCGUGCAAUAAAAAUGUAUAUAAAUAAUAGGGAAUAAUGUACAAAGUUUUGGCUGAUGUAUUUAGUGUUGAUAAAUCUUUAUGUACUUACAAUUCAUGCGAUAUAUCAAUUUUUGAAUCUAAAUUUAAGUUCAGUAUUAGCACAAAAUGGGUUGUCUUAAAAAUGUAUUAAGAUUUUUCAUAAUUAUUGAUGAUAAUAUUUUUACUUAGUAAAAGUCACUCAAAAUUGUUUAUUUAAAUAACAACUCGCCACUAAAACCCAGACAAAGUAAGGACAACCAUCUCAUCAUAUCUCCUAAUAUUUUGGUGCUAAAUAUUAUUUCGUAACUGUACACUUCGUUAAUCUCAAUUAAAAUUGAUACGUGUAAAAGAUAAUAGAAAUACUUUAAAUUGUAUAAGUACCAAAAAGUAUUAAAAACUUAAUUUUUAAGAUUGUAUUAUAUAGAAAAACAUAUAUACUUCCUUUUUGCCAAACGAUAAUAAGUACGUAAUAAAAAUGUUUGGAAAAUAUUAUUUUGUUAUU
Messenger RNA from Trichoplusia ni (cabbage looper), 4916 nucleotides. RefSeq lists its product as uncharacterized. Gene Ontology annotation, biological process: regulation of DNA-templated transcription. Gene Ontology annotation, cellular component: nucleus. NCBI's taxonomy places the organism in Eukaryota, Metazoa, Arthropoda, Insecta, Lepidoptera, Noctuidae. The transcript is spliced from 2 exons. The coding region runs from base 948 to 4133 and encodes 1061 amino acids. The record is from RefSeq and is a predicted model, not a curated record.